This is a messenger RNA of Coregonus clupeaformis (lake whitefish), 1692 nucleotides long. Its product is annotated as extensin. The record is from RefSeq and is a predicted model, not a curated record. Lineage: Eukaryota; Metazoa; Chordata; Actinopteri; Salmoniformes; Salmonidae. The transcript is spliced from 5 exons. The coding region runs from base 709 to 1692 and encodes 327 amino acids.
UGCGUGGCUAAAACAUGGCUGGCACUGUAGGAUGAUUGCAGACAGCUGUAAUUAAACUGCUAGGGAAAAAAGGAGAGAAAGCAGGGGUGAAAAAGAGCGGGGGAGUUAGAAGAUGCAACGCAGCGAAGAUGAGACUGAGGGGCAGCGAGUUUCUUCCGUCUAGACAGCCCACCCCAACAGGCUUACGAUGCCAGCGUUAACCACACACCCAGAGAGAGAAACAGACGACCUGCGGAGUACACUGUCUAGUCGAUCCGAGAGGUUGGUGAGAAGACGUUGGUUCCACUCCGGGUUCAGUGUGUUUGUGAGCCGCUGGAUCCGGUAAGUGAGACCGUUGCCGGGCCUACAGGGGGAUGAAACCGGAUGGGGUUGCCAUGGAGCCCACAGAAGCCGUAGGAGCUGAGCCCUCUGCCCAGGGGAUGGCCACCGACGAGAUGGCCCCCCAGCCAGCCCCUGCAACUUCCCCGUCCCCUCCAUCACAGCCCGAAGACAGCCGAAAACACCACAGCUCAGCCUGAAAACCCCACAGCAUCCGCUGCGUCCAAGGAGGUCAAUGGGGCCAAUGGCAAGGCAGCAACUGACCCCAAACCCAAGGCUAAGACCACCGUGGGCUUGGCUAAACCGUGGCAAAGCACAGCUGGUAUCAAGACCACAACAGGUCCGGCGUCAGGACCCAGCACCUCUCGUCCAGGCACGGCCCCAAGCCACAUGGCCAAUGGAUUAAAGCCCUCAGCCAGUGACCAGGCCAAGAAAGCAGCUCUGGACAAAAAGAAAACCACAGCUGGAGCACCGGCGUCAGCUGCAGCCACAAAGAGGUCUGUGGGGCCGUCCGCCGCUUCCACUGUCAGGACCCAAACGAAGGUGGCUGACAGGAAGGCUGUCGGAGCCCCCAGGUCCACCUCUGCAACCAGGCCAACCAACGCUACAUGGACUGCGGCGACGGGGCCUGGCACUCCAACGAGGAGACCUCCCCCAACUGGGCCCAUUAAUGGGGCCGGGGCCAGACCCAAAACCACAGCUCCCAGACUUGCUGCCCCCAAGCCUUCCAGCACUUCAGCCGCGGCCAAACCCGAUAGGACGGCGGUUUCCAAGACAACCAGGCCUGCCACUGGUCACACUGGCCUGUUAAUUGGCACAUCCAAGCCAGCCGCUGCCGGCUCCAGCAGACCUGCAGCUUCCAGAGUCGGCACCACAGCCCCCUCUACUGGCAGGACUACCACAGCGCAGGCACCCAAACCUACAGGCCCUGCCAAGAAAGAUGUCAGCAGACCAGCAACCACUGCCGCAGCCAGAAAGCCGGCAACAUCCGCCACUACCAAAAGGACCAAACCUGACCCCCCUAAAGCGGCUGCAGCCUCCAGACCCGAGGCCACCUCCAAAAGGCCCCUUCCCACCAAGGUGGCAGACACCAAGCCAGCCCGCCUUCUAAACCACAGGACCCCAAGCCCCUGCCCACACGUAAAGCACCUCCCACCACGCGGCCCACUGCCACCCGACAGCCCCAGGGCAAGACCCCCCCUGUCUCCCCCAGCAACAAGCCCGUGGGCAGCACCACCCCCCAGUCGGUCAAACGAGGCUCCAAACCCACCCAGUCUGUCCUGCCUUUCAUUGCCAGACCUGGAGCUCCCAAGUCUGCAGCAGCUGCAGCAGUGGCUGCUACAGCAGCAGCUGCCACGGCAACAGUCGCCGUGA